Molecule: messenger RNA, 2190 nt
Organism: Gadus morhua (Atlantic cod)
Lineage: Eukaryota; Metazoa; Chordata; Actinopteri; Gadiformes; Gadidae
Gene: nelfcd
Product: negative elongation factor complex member C/D
Exons: 15
Coding region: 148-1884 (578 amino acids)
Biological process (GO): negative regulation of transcription elongation by RNA polymerase II
Cellular component (GO): nucleus; NELF complex
Molecular function (GO): RNA binding
Source: RefSeq, a predicted model, not a curated record
GCGCAUCGCCAUUUUCCUGUUGUUAGCUAAAGCCAAACUAAUAAGCUAGCUGAGAGGAAUCAGCCAACGUUUCUGUUGUUGAACGCCAGACGUCCAGACUGAUCGCACAGAUAAAAGCCUGUGCUCGUCCACCUCUCUCCCGUCAUCAUGGACGAGGAGUACUACAGCGGAGGAGCCGGCGACUGGGAGGACGGGGGCAACCUGGAUGGCUACGUCGAAGGAGAAAAUGACGGCAAAAUCCAGGAAGACUGCCUGAAGAAGUUCUCCAGCAGGGAUUACAUCAUGGAGCCGGCGGUCUUCAACACCCUGAAAACGUAUUUCCAGGCUGGCGGUUCUCCGGAAAGCGUGAUCUCGCUCCUGUCGGAGAACUACUGCGCCGUGGCCCAGACGGUCAACCUCCUGGCAGAGUGGCUGAUACAGAUGGGUGUAGAAGCCGGCCAGGUCCAGGAGCGCGUGGAGAACCACCUGAAGAGCCUCCUCAUCAAGCACUUUGACCCCCAGAAGGCCGACUCCAUCUUCACGGUGGAGGGAGAGACGCCGGCCUGGUUGGAGCAGAUGAUCGCCCACACCACCUGGAGGGACCUCUUCUACAAGCUGGCCGAGGCCCACCCCGACUGCCUGAUGCUCAACUUCACCGUCAAGCUGAUCUCGGACGCGGGCUACCAGGGGGAGAUCACCAGCGUGUCCACGGCCUGCCAGCAGCUGGAGGUCUUCUCCCGGGUCCUCAGAACCUCCCUGGCCACGCUGCUGGACGGAGGGGAGGAGAACCUGGAGAAGAACCUACCGGAGUUCGCUAAGAUGGUGUGUCACGGGGAGCACACCUACCUCUUCGCCCAGUCCAUGAUGUCCAUCCUGUCCCAGGAGGAACAGGGCGGCUCGGCCAUGCGCAGGAUAGGCCAGGAGGUGCAGAAGUCGGCCCAUCAAAGGGGCCACGACGCCAGCCAGAUCACGCUGGCCCUGGGGACGGCGGCGGCCUACCCGCGGGCAUGCCAGGCCCUGGGAGCCAUGCUGUCCAAGGGGGCCCUGAACCCCGCCGACAUCACCGUGCUCUUCAAGAUGUUCAGCAGCAUGGACCCGCCCCCCGUGGAGCUGAUCAGAGUGCCCGCCUUCCUGGACCUCUUCAUGCAGUCUCUGUUCAAGCCCGGCUCCAAGAUCAACCAGGACCACAAACACAAAUACAUCCACAUCCUGGCCUACGCUGCCAGCGUGGUGGAGACCUGGAAGAAGAACAAGCGUGUCAACAUCAACAAAGACGAGCUCAAGUCCACGUCCAAGGCCAUCGAGACGGUCCACAACCUCUGCUGCAACGAGAACAAGGGAGCGACCGAGCUGGUGGCUGAGCUGGGAACGCUGUACCAGUGCAUCAGGUUCCCCGUGGUGGCCAUGGGGGUGCUGAAGUGGGUGGACUGGACGGUGUCAGAGCCCCGCUACUUCCAGCUCCAGACGGACCACACGCCGGUGCACCUGGCGCUGCUGGACGAGAUCUGCACCUGCCACCAGCUGCUGCACCCCCAGGUGCUCCAGCUGCUCGUCAAGCUCUUUGAGACGGAGCACUCCCAGCUAGACGUCAUGGAGCAGCUGGAGCUGAAGAAGACUCUUCUGGACCGCAUGGUGCACCUGCUGAGCCGUGGCUACGUGCUGCCCGUGGUGGGCUACAUCCGACGGUGUCUGGAGAAGCUCAACACAGACAUCUCCCUCAUCCGAUACUUCGUCACGGAGGUUCUGGACGUGAUCGCGCCCCCGUACACGGCGGACUUUGUGCAGCUGUUCCUGCCCAUCCUGGAGAACGGCAGCAUCGCCGGAACCAUCCGCACGGAGGGGGAGUAUGACCCCGUGGCCGAGUUCAUCGCUCACUGCAAGUCCAACUUCAUCAUGAUCAACUGACGGCCGGCGGGGCUGAUUGUCCCUCGGCGGAGCUCGUAGACGGAGUCCUUCCCGAGGCCGGAGCUCUGGGAGACGCGCGUCCACGGAGACUGAGAGGCGCAGUCCGCCGCCGCCGCCGCCGCCACCGGGGCCUUAGACCGGGGCGCAGGGGGUGCGGCCGGACGCUCCGACGUGAGGCACGCCAGAAGCUCUCGGAAGGCGGCUUCAAAAUGUGCUUUUGGUUCGGUGCCAUACAUGUAUAUUUAAUUUUUUUACAUAAAUGUCUCUACUAGUCGUUUUUCAAAUAAAAUAAUUUAAUGGACUUAA